Messenger RNA from Rotaria sp. Silwood2, 510 nucleotides. The record is from the annotation of a GenBank genome assembly. NCBI's taxonomy places the organism in Eukaryota, Metazoa, Rotifera, Eurotatoria, Philodinida, Philodinidae.
AUGGUGAGAUAUGUAACAAUGAAACGUAUAACACAAAUUCUUGCGUCAAUUGUAUUCGUUAUUACAGUCGUAACUGUUUAUUUUGCGUUUGAUUUUGCAAUAAAUACUGCUAUUUCAAAUAAAGCUUCUUCUCAUAAACGUUCUCGUCAUGAACAUGGCCAUCAUGGUGGAGAUAAUCAUCCACAUGAUGAUAUUAGAAUGACAAAAAAACGUUCCAUAGUCCCAUCAACAUUGUCUCAUGCAAAGAAAUCUAAUCGAACAAUAAAACAUCACAAUGAUGAUGACAGUCAAAAUUUUAAUAAUGAACGUCGUGGCCGUACUGCGAAAGAAAAAACAAUAUCACCCGUACUUGGUGCUAAACCUGGUCAUUUUCAUAAAGGUAAAACAGGUGUUAAAGUGAAUAAACCACGAAAAAUUAUUGGAGAAAAACGGAAGCGUUUAACAACAACAACAACCGUGGCCGUUCGAAAUAAAGAUAUACAUAAUCCUGAUCGUAAAGUACAUGUUUAA